GGCCAAUGGAGAAUUGGAUCAAUUGUUGCAAGAAAAUUCUUGUCAAACACAAAAGAAGCUCGCUAAAUAAUUGAAUGUUACUCAUCAAGCAAUUUCCCAUCGGUUGUAAACGCGGGAAGAAUUCAGAAGGCUGGUCGUUGGCACAAGAGAACAAAGCGAGUUGCUAUGACAUAGGAAUUUGCCUACUCUCAAGAUUUAAACGAAAAGAUUUGUUGUUUAAAAAUCGUGACAAGUGAUGAGAAGUGGAUCCUAUACAAUAAUCUUAAAAAGAGAAAAUCAUGGGUUUAUCCAGGAGAACCCUCAACAUCAACUUUAAAAUCAAAUAUUUAAAAAAAGCAUUGUGCAUUUGGUGGGAUAUGAAAAAUGGGCUACACUUUGAGCUGCUAAAACCCGGGAAAACUGUAACUUCUGACCGUUAUCAAGAACAAUUGAUGCGUUUAAGUCGAACAAAAUCAAAUGGAAACGACCACAUACUGGCAAGGGAACUCAGCAGGUAAUUCUGUUACACGAUAACGCACGGCCUAUGCAGCAGUAGCAACCAAACAAGUUAUCAAUACUUUGGAUUGGGAAGUUCUUCUUCAUGCGGCCUAUUUUCCAAAUAUGGUGUAACCGUGAAUUUUCGAAUAUUAUUGGCUACGGAUAGCUGCGGGCAAUUCAGGGUUCGGACGGCGGGCUGGUUAAAUGAAUGACGGAGGCAAGCGGUAUAUAUUUAACAAUUAGGAUUUAUUAUAUUCUAAGCCUAACUAAUAUUUACAGUGUCCCUACUCUAAUAUGUACAACUUAUAUCUAAUAUCUCGCUAUGCGAGGCGCGGGCGAUGUGUUGUGGCGACGUGUGUCGCGGCGCGCAUGUGCGCGUAGAGUUUCGGUGCCGGAUUGGCUGCGGCGGGCGUACGGCCGAGUAUCGGUCGGUCGGUGCGUCGAUCGGCGGUAGCGGCCGGUCUCAAUGAUUACGGCGCUCGUGGCGGUGUAAUUUCGGCGGUGCGGUGCGAGGCGGCGCUCGUAUCGGUCGCGGCGGUAGCCGGAUUGGCUGCGAUGUUACGGUCGCGGCUGCGCAGUACGGUGCGGCGUUCUCAUUCGCCGAGUCGGUCGAUGCGGCGCUAUGAUUGGUCGCGGCGGUGCGCGACUGCGCGGUGCGGCACGGAGCUCGGCUCGACAGCCAAGGCGAUCAGCUGUUCGGCGAUCAGCUGUUGUCAGGGUUGCCAGAUUGGGCGAUUAAUCGCAAAUUGGGCGAUUUGAAAAAGUGUUUUGCGACUAAAAUUUUGAAAUCUGCGAUUAUCGCAAAUUGGGCGAUUUUAAACAAUAAAGAAGUCGCUUUUGGGCGUUUUUUGCUAAUCUCUCUUAUAGGGUAAUAUUUGACUAGUAAAUGCAACGGCAGUUUACCAAAAUACGUCUAAAACUCAAUAAACAACUGCUCGCUAUUGGUGCAUUUCAGUGCCCAUGAAAAGUCAGUUUUAUAUAUUGUACUUUUUAGAGGCAUUGCUGAACUGGUGCAGAUAAAAAGAACAGACCCUAUGUAACGUUAAUUUUAUCAAGUUGUACAUACUGCCAAUAAGAAACAAACUGAAACGAACACACCCAUGCAGGUUAGAGGUUAAGCAGAUUUGCUAUUGCUAGACUCGCCACUUAUUUCAAAUCAGUGUAAUCAGACUAUGUUAGUAAAGUCACAUAGCAUUGUAUGUAUCUUUUAAUUAAAAAAGAUUGAAAUUAUAAUAUUUUGGUGAACAAUUCUUUUAAAAGUAUAAUUUGCGCCUUAACCUAUUAAACAUGGGAAAAUAUGCGAAAUAUGAAAAAAAAUAUAAACAAAUAUGGGAAACUUACCCUCAAUUUAAAAAAUGGUUAACAUACGACAAAGAGAAUGAUACUGCAUUCUGCAAAGUAUGUCAAACUAAACUUCGACCUCAUAAAACAGAUUUAGAAAGACAUUCUAAAAGAGCAGUACAUAUCAACAAUAUCGAGAAACGAAAUCCUAAGAAACAACCAAAGAUUACUACUACAGCUGGUACUUCAUUAGAAACUAAUGAACAUAAAAUUGCUGACAUUAAAUUAGCAUUACAUAUAGCGGUGCUUCAAACAGCUAAUCAUUUGAGCGAGCUACUGAUAGAAUUAAGUAAACAUUUAUCAGCGUAUUCAGGCUUUCAAAACCUAAAAUUACAUCGUACAAAAUGUUCAUCAAUUAUUAAAUAUGUAAUUGGCCCAGCUUUGGAAGAGGAACUUAUUAAAGAUAUAGGUAAUUCCUAUUAUUCUUUAAUAAUUGAUGAAUCAACCGAUAUUUCGGUAUUCAAAUAUAUGGCUGUUUGUAUUCGUUAUUUUAGCAAUGCUAAAAGUCAGAUCGUAACAAAAUAUUUAGGUAUUUUUGAAGUAAUUUCAGCUACAGCUGAAGUGUUAACUGAUUCAUUGUUACAAUUUUUAAGUGCUAAAAAGUUAUCCUUAAGUAAAUUAUUAGGCUUAGCAACGGAUGGUGCAAACAAUCUAUGUGGACAGCAUCACUCAGUAUACACAUUAUUAAAAAAUAAAGUUCCUAGACUCAUACUCAUUAAAUGUGUCGCACAUUCGCUUCAUUUAGCAACAAGUCGAGCAUCAGAAAGUUUGAGAGAAUUCUUCUUACAAAGAAUUAUUUGAUACUUUUAAUACCGGUACAAAAAAUAAAUUUACAAGAAUAAUACAAUUAUCAGGAACGAGGUGGCUUUCCAGGGCAAAUGCCGUAGAAGUUAUUAUUAAACAAUGGUUAGAAUUAAAAACACAUUUUUCCUUGAUAUUAGAUAAAGAAAAAUGUUACAUGGCACGUACAUUAAAUGAAAUGUAUUCAGACGAUAAACUAUAUUUAUAUCUAUGUGCAAUCAGUCCUAUUCUAAAUAAUAUAAACAGAGUAAAUUUAUUAUUCCAAUCUGAUAAAACUGAUAUUUGCAAAGUCUAUUCAGAACUUUAUAGUCUAUUAUUUGGAUAUCUUAGGAUGAACCUGAAGCUGACGGCCGCGGCGUAGCAGCCGACCAGGGACGAAUACGGGCCCCCCUCCUUAAAAUAAUAACAACUAUCUCAAAUCAGAACCUUUUUUUUUUAAAUUUCGUAUACAAGCUUUCUAAUCACGUAGAAGAAGAAUCCAAUACGAGCAGCCGCGACACAAUUACAAAUAAUGAGUUAAAUAAACAAUUAAAGUUGAAAAAUUAUGGAUAUUUUGGCAAAAAUCGCUGUAGCAUCUGACAGCAAGUUGCAAUCGACUUAAAAUUUUAUAUACAAGCUUUGUAAUCAUGUAGAAUAAGAAUCCAAUACGAGCAGCCGCGACACAAUUACAAAUAAUGAGUUAAAUAAACAAUUAAAGUUGAAAAAUUAUGGAUAUUUUGGCAAAAUUCGCUGUAGCAUCUGACAGCAAAUUGCAAUCGACUUAAAAUUUCAUAUACAAGCUUUCUAAUCAUGUAGAAGAAGAAUCCAAUACGAGCAGCCGCGACACAAUUACAAAUAAUGAGUUAAAUAAACAAUUAAAGUUGAAAAAUUAGGGAUAUUUUGGCAAAAUUCGCUGUAGCAUCUGACAGCAAGUUGCGAUCUAUUUAAAAUUUUAUAUACAAGCUUUGUAAUCAUGUAGAAGAAGAAUCCAAUACGAGCAGCCGCGACACAAUUGCAAAUAAUGAGUUAAAUAAACAAUUAAAGUUGAAAAAUUAGGGGUACUUCGGCAAAAUUUGCUGUAGCAUCUGACAGCAAGUUGCGAUCGACUUAAAAUUUUAUAUACAAGCUUUCUAAUCAUGUAGAAGAAGAAUCCAAUACGAUCAGCCGCGACACAAUUACAAAUAAUGAGUUAAAUAAACAAUUAAAGUUGAAAAAUUAUGGAUAUUUUGGCAAAAUUCGCUGUAGCAUCUGACAGCAAAUUGCAAUCGACUUAAAAUUUCAUAUACAAGCUUUCUAAUCAUGUAGAAGAAGAAUCCAAUACGAGCAGCCGCGACACAAUUACAAAUAAUGAGUUAAAUAAACAAUUAAAGUUGAAAAAUUAUGGAUAUUUUGGCAAAAUUCGCUGUAGCAUCUGACAGCAAGUUGCGAUCUAUUUAAAAUUUUAUAUACAAGCUUUCUAAUUGUGUAGAAGAAGAAUCCAAUACGAGCAGCCGCGACACAAUUACAAAUAAUGAGUUAAAUAAACAAUUAAAGUUGAAAAAUUAUGGAUAUUUUGGCAAAAUUCGCUGUAGCAUCUGACAGCAAAUUGCAAUCGACUUAAAAUUUCAUAUACAAGCUUUCUAAUCAUGUAGAAGAAGAAUCCAAUACGAGCAGCCGCGACACAAUUACAAAUAAUGAGUUAAAUAAACAAUUAAAGUUGAAAAAUUAUGGAUAUUUUGGCAAAAUUCGCUGUAGCAUCUGACAGCAAGUUGCGAUCUAUUUAAAAUUUUAUAUACAAGCUUUCUAAUCGUGUAGAAGAAGAAUCCAAUACGAGCAGCCGCGACACAAUUACAAAUAAUGAGUUAAAUAAACAAUUAAAGUUGAAAAAUUAGGGGUACUUCGGCAAAAUUCGCUGUAGCAUCUGACAGCAAGUUGCGAUCUAUUUAAAAUUUUAUAUACAAGCUUUGUAAUCAUGUAGAAGAAGAAUCCAAUACGAGCAGCCGCGACACAAUUGCAAAUAAUGAGUUAAAUAAACAAUUAAAGUUGAAAAAUUAAGGGUACUUCGGCAAAAUUUGCUGUAGCAUCUGACAGCAAGUUGCGAUCGACUUAAAAUUUUAUAUACAAGCUUUCUAAUCAUGUAGAAGAAGAAUCCAAUACGAGCAGCCGCGACACAAUUACAAAUAAUGAGUUAAAUAAACAAUUAAAGUUGAAAAAUUAUGGAUAUUUUGGCAAAAUUCGCUGUAGCAUCUGACAGCAAAUUGCAAUCGACUUAAAAUUUCAUAUACAAGCUUUCUAAUUAUGUAGAAGAAGAAUCCAAUACGAGCAGCCGCGACACAAUUACAAAUAAUGAGUUAAAUAAACAAUUAAAGUUGAAAAAUUAGGGGUACUUCGGCAAAAUUCGCUGUAGCAUCUGACAGCAAGUUGCGAUCUAUUUAAAAUUUUAUAUACAAGCUUUAUAAUCAUGUAGAAGAAGAAUCCAAUACGAGCAGCCGCGACACAAUUGCAAAUAAUGAGUUAAAUAAACAAUUAAAGUUGAAAAAUUAGGGGUACUUCGGAAAAAUUUGCUGUAGCAUCUGACAGCAAGUUGCGAUCAACUUAAAAUUUCAUAUACAAGCUUUCUAAUCAUGUAGAAAAAGAAUCCAAUGCGAGCAGCCGCGACACAAUUGCAAAUAUUGAAUUAAGUAAACAAUUAAAGUUGUAAAAUUAUGGGUAUUUCAGCAAAAUUCUGCAAUAUAUCGAUGAACUGCUUAUUUCUGUUUAUCUAAAAAGACAUAUAUAACUUUUUUCGCACUGUAUUUAUUAAAUGUGAAGAGCAUAUGUGAAUUACUGUUAAAUUUUUAUAAAUUUUUUUUAUUUUCUGUCUCAUGAAAAAUAAUAUUUAUGUAAUCAUAAAUAUUUAUUUCAUUAAAUGCCUAACAGUGAGAGGAGAUUUCUUUUAAUCAAGCACCCAGAACUUUCAAAGCAUUUUUUAAAUUAAUAUGAUUGUUUCUAACUUGUAUUUCGAAAAUCACUUUUUUGUCACGAUACGUAGACACCAUAUAUAAUUCGCUCUUUUGAAUUUUGUAAUUUUUAUUUCAUAUUAAAGAAAUCAGUUGCAUUAAAAAUCCUUGUGAAUUUCGGACCUUUUAGACUUGAUGAUGCAAAUUGCACCGUUUACGAAACGUCGGCGCAACGCUGCAACAGGCAACAGGUCACGACAUAUACAUGGAAGCCCUUUCUAUAUUUAACUAAUUAUUUAUAAUUAUGUCACGGCUGCUCAUAAUGGAUUAUUCUUAAAUAUUAUUGUAAAGCUUGUAUACGAAAUUUUAAGUCGAUCGCAACUAGCUGUCAGAUGCUACAGCAAAUUUUGCCAAAAUAUCCCUAAUUUUUCAACUUUAAUUGUUUAUUUAACUCAUUAUUUGUAAUUGUGUCGCGGCUGCUCGUAUUGGAUUCUUCUUCUACAUGAUUAGAAAGCUUGUAUAUGAAAUUUUAAGUCGAUCGCAACUUGCUGUCAGAUGCUACAGCGAAUUUUGCCGAAGUACCCCUAAUUUUUCAACUUUAAUUGUUUAUUUAACUCAUUAUUUGCAAUUGUGUCGCGGCUGCUCGUAUUGGAUUCUUCUUCUACAUGAUUAGAAAGCUUGUAUAUAAAAUUUUAAAUAGAUCGCAACUUGCUGUCAAAUGCUACAGCGAAUUUUGCCAAAGUACCUCUAAUUUUUCAACUUUAAUUGUUUAUUUAACUCAUUAUUUGAAAUUGUGUCGCAACUGCUCGUAUUGGAUUCUUCUUCUACAUGAUUAGAAAGCUUGUAUAUGAAAUUUUAAGUCGAUCGCAACUUGCUGUCAGAUGCUACAGCGAAUUUUGCCGAAGUACCCCUAAUUUUUCAACUUUAAUUGUUUAUUUAACUCAUUAUUUGCAAUUGUGUCGCGGCUGCUCGUAUUGGAUUCUUCUUCUACAUAAUUAGAAAGCUUGUAUAUAAAAUUUUAAAUAAAUCGCAACUUGCUGUCAGAUGCUACAGCGAAUUUUGCCGAAGUACCCCUAAUUUUUCAACUUUAAUUGUUUAUUUAACUCAUUAUUUGCAAUUGUGUCGCGGCUGCUCGUAUUGGAUUCUUCUUCUACAUGAUUAGAAAGCUUGUAUAUAA
Molecule: messenger RNA, 6693 nt
Organism: Monomorium pharaonis (pharaoh ant)
Lineage: Eukaryota; Metazoa; Arthropoda; Insecta; Hymenoptera; Formicidae
Exons: 3
Coding region: 1765-2619 (284 amino acids)
Source: RefSeq, a predicted model, not a curated record